AUGUCAAACAGAAAAGAUGGAAAAUACAUCAACUUUGGUUUUGAUGUGGAGAUUCAAAAACCGAUAGAAAAGCUUCCAAGAGGUAAAAAUGAUAAUAAGCUGCGACGGAACUAUUCAAGGUUAACCUGCGUAGCAGGCGCCGGUUUUGUAAGGGCGAACGGAGAAAUUUCGUGGACGCGCGCGCCCACUAGGGAGAACGUAAAACCUAACCACAAUACUUAACCAGCGCCUUCUACGCAGGCUAAUUCCAGGCUAACGAACGUGUCUUUCUUUCGAGACGUUGAAAUGGUAAGAAAUUUUUUUCCUCAUAAUUUAUUUUUUUUUUGUUUUAUCCUGUCCUUCGUUCGAAGGUACAGCGAUAUUUUUCGAAUUCAAGCACUACAAACCCAAAAAAGACAUCGUGAGUACGAGAUGUUUCGCAUUCAUGGAACAAGAUGAGUUCAAGCCGGGUCCCGCCUGCAUAGAACUGUAAGUAGACAGGCUUUGUUUAAAAACGGCGAAGUUUUUGAUUUUUUUGUGGGUCUACUGGUUCCGUGUACUACGACUACCCCCUCAUUAGGGUUCACGAAAUACGCGAGUGCGCGUGAGAUUCGCUGCCCGCGAUGACAGGCUACACGCGGUGGAAGGAGAGAAAUGAGAGACCUUCGUUUUCUCUUCUUUCUCUGUCUCGCCAACGAGUGACUCCCUUUCCUGUUUUUGCUGUGUCUCCUGUGUCUCGCGGCGGUUUUCACCCGCGCUCGCGUACUUUCUGCAUCCUAUUAUCCCUGAGAAAGUCUGUUCCAGAAGUUUAGAUUGUGGACAGUGGCGCGAAAUCCCCCAGUCGCCGCCCCAACUCUGCUAACUUCUCUUUGUGCACUGCACCCUGUCUCAAUCCCUGGAAAAGGCUGUCUCCGAAGGUAGUCAAGGACCGCUCGUAUUUUACUGAAUCUGCUAGCUUUCAAUUAAGAAAGCUAACCGGAUUAACCUGUUCUUUUAGGUAUCAGAAGCCAACAGACUUUCACCGCAAGAGGUUAAACCUGUUGACGCAAAAACCGCUUUAUCUUCAUGUCACACUCAACAUUCUUGACGAUUAG
Porites evermanni is the source of this 1073-nucleotide messenger RNA. Lineage: Eukaryota; Metazoa; Cnidaria; Anthozoa; Scleractinia; Poritidae. The record is from the annotation of a GenBank genome assembly.